GUUGCAGUUUCGUGCGUGUGCCGUUCACGCACCUUUUCGGGAACGGACAAGAGCGCGGUAUGCGUGCAACAUUGACGAUGACGCGCCUGAUGACGCUCACGAACUGACACGUUAACGUGAUUGGGAACGAUAUCUCUUGUGACUUUUGGAAGUUUGUUCGCCCUUUUCGCAGUUGUGGUGCUUUUUGAAAUGCUCGAGACAGUUGUCAAUAGGUCUAACCGCCAAUAUCCUUUAGCGCAAGUGAAAAAGAGGAAGGUCGAGCCAGGUAACCCCUUCAGCAUGUCCACAUCGAUAAAAUCGCCGCUCAAACAAGACCAAAUCGAAGAUAAACGUCGGAAAAAAAUAGACGAAGAAUGUUUGAAACCACUAAUUCUUCCACAGAAGAAGAGAGCGUUGCCAAACUCCUCAAUGAACAGUCCGGCGAAGAAAAUCCAGAAGAUCUCUUCACAAAAUUCUUCAGCUGACGAGAGCGUAGCCGAUGAGAAUCUCAUCCGUGAAACGGAAGCUGCACUAAAGAAUUUAUCUGGGAGUUGGCCUGGACCUAGAGGAUCGUCGUACGUAAAGCAAGAAGAGCCAGCUUUCGAAAACCUCUUCGACGAGAACAAAGCCAAAGUGAAGAUGUCGCCAUCCUCAUCUUCUAACAGCAGUUCCGAAAACACCUCUUCCCUAAAAGAUGUGAUAACGUUGAGGGAUCAACAUGAGGAAGAAGAAAAGUUCUCCGACAAGAUUGGGAAGGUCAGACAAGAUGAUGGUUUCAAAAGGAGGAGUAAAAACGAUGGUGACGUUUACAAGCCACCCGAUUUCAACGAGCUGGUGGACGACUCCUCCAACGAGCUGGAGAUAGACAUGUCGGAGUCGGCUGCUGAGAUGAACGAGACCAGGACGAAGCCUGAUAAGACCGGUGAGGAUUUGAAGAAGUUCGAAGGUAUGGUCAAAAACACCCAGUCGUCUCCUUUCUCCUCCACGUCAGCGUUUCGACCUCCACACCCUUCCAAAGGUUCUACCCUGGUGAACCUAGGUCCUUUUCCUGCUGAAGCGACUUUUGUGGGUUAUCCAGAAGCCAUCCCCACGGAGGGUAAGCAUCCAGUUCUCAAGCCGGCCGAGAUAGGACCGGAGACUACGUCCAACAAGUCACCGGAGGGUGCGAACAAGCAGUAUACGAUCCUGCAGCCGGCCACGUUGGGAUCCAGGACCGCCAGCACGUUGCAGGAAUCGAAGGAAGGGGGUGCAAGGGCGAGUGCAGUCGGCGGAUCUUCCGCGGGUGCUGCGAGCAACCCCGUAGGGAAAGCUGUGACAGUUGCAGGGGGAGCGUGGUCGCCGAACAGUAUAGGAAGAGAAGGAGCAAAAUGUCCAACGCCAGGCUGUACAGGACAGGGACACGUAACAGGACUUUACUCCCAUCACCGAAGUCUUUCCGGAUGCCCUAGAAAGGAUAAAGUAACCCCAGAAAACGACUUCUCCUCCACAUCCUUCGAACCAAAAAAGAACCAAAUGGUAAACAGCGAAGACAUCAAACCAGGUUACACAGUUGGAUACAAUUCAAGCAGCCAAGAUUCAUCGUCUACAAAACAAACCUACGACCAGUAUUACAAUUCCGAACUCAACCAGCUCAAACCCGAAUUAAAAGUGCCGAAAAGCGAGGUCAAUACCAGCAGUUGCUGCGGUAUGCAGGGUCAGCCAGAAUUGCUGGUUCCAAAGACGGAAAACCCAAGCAGUUGCUGCUCCCCAUCUUCGGGUCUACGGAUGGGCUACGAACCUUACGUCAAUCAAGACUCCAACUCGUCUUCCAUAUCCAGUAUGGAGGCUUCGAACUCCAGGAAUAACCCGCACCAAUUAUCGCACCCUGUGGGUCCCCAUCACAACCAGCAGUCGCCGUACAGCAUGGAUAACCAUAUGCCUCAGAGGUCGCCGUACCAUCAUCCUUCUUCGGAAGAGAUUUACCAUAGAGACAGGGUUUAUGCGGACAUGAGCGACUCUAUGUCGAGCUCAACAGUGGCGAGGCCCAUUGUCACAUACUCCAACGAUAUCAUGAGACCGUAUGACUCUGGGAUCAUGAAUUCAACCAGUCAUAGACCUUACGACCCCGGCACUGGAACCCCAACAGCUUUCGAAAGGUACGAACCUAAUCAGUGUGUACAGCAACCUUUGCCCCAGAGAAUCGCCUCCUCCCAAAAUUUGUACAGCUAUGGGGGAAUGGCGGAGCAGCAGGAACAAAGGUAUCAGCAGGAAUCUUCGUUGACGCAACAACACAUGGCGGCAGUGUCGCAGAGUAUGAUCAAAACUGAGGCGCAAGAACCUACAGUGCCGAUAUAUCCUAGACCGAUGUACCAAUACGAGCAGGCAUCGGGGGGUCCACUUCCUGUGGGAUUUUCUGCCAUCAACCUUUCGGUGAAAUGUGUGACAACCCAGGCACAAAUGAAGGGUGCUGGACCCCACACGUCUCCAGGGGGUUCAGUUAUCGAUCUCUCCACAUCGAGCGUAACCACGAGUCCUCAGGUGGCAUAUAACUCACCUCAUUACGGGGGCCAACGAGUCGGAGGAAGUCCGCAAGCUGCGGCCAGUCCCCAUCUAUCUGCCAGCCCGCAAGUUCCGAGUCCGCAGGGACAGACGCUGGACCUCAGCAUCAGCCGACUGUCCCAUAGCAACGCAAGUCCCCAGUACCAAACCAGAGAGGGCUCGAUGCCGGUGCCCCCCGGCUUCAUAGGUACCCCCCGUGAUGAACAGACAGAACCGGUCGAUUUCUCAACGGCAAACGAACCCGUUAAUUUCAGUGGCGUCCGACCGGUGGCUUCGUUCGCUGGACCAAUUCUGGCGCCCGGAUCUGGAUACAGCAGAGAGUCGUCGCCGGAGAGCGGAGGAUCCCACUAUAUGGACGCCUACAGGGACUCUUCAGGAUAUACGCCUAUGAGUCCACAUCCAGGCUACGGGAUGACCUCAGUGGCCAGCGACUACCCAUCCAACCCCUACACAGCGCCCUAUCCAGGUCCUGGAGGAUACCCUUGUGGUACAGGAGGCUACCCAGGCUCAGUUACCAGCGCUUAUCCCGUGCCUCCUGGAGGAUAUUCCCCCAACCCGUGUUAUUCGAUGCCACCUCCGCAACAUUCUCUGUCCCAACACGAGAAAUCGUCGAAUAAAGAUGGAAGCAUCGCCGGUUGUCCAAGAACCGACAGGACCCAUAUACAGGCUCAUUCUCAAGAACUCAAAUGUCCGACGCCAGGAUGCGAUGGUUCAGGUCACGUGACGGGAAAUUAUUCUUCGCACAGAAGUCUUUCUGGUUGUCCUAGAGCGAACAAGCCCAAAAGCAAGCCUAGGGACGGUCAAGAUUCUGAGCCUUUAAGAUGUCCUAUACCAGGUUGUGAUGGAUCUGGUCAUGCAACAGGAAAAUUUUUGUCACAUAGAAGCGCUUCUGGUUGUCCGAUAGCUAAUAGGAACAAGAUGAGGGUACUGGAAAGCGGUGGAUCGGUGGACCAGCACAAAGCAGCAGUAGCGGCGGCCACAGUCAUGAAAUUCGAAGGUGUCAACUGUCCGACCCCCGGCUGCGACGGCACUGGACACAUCAACGGUUCCUUCUUGACUCACAGGUCCCUGAGUGGAUGUCCGGUGGCUGGCCAGGGUGUUAAAAAAUCCAAAUAUCCAGACGAUAUGUCGUCGUUCUAUUCGAAGAAUUAUUCAGGCAUGGAAAACAAUGGGAAUACCGAGGAUCUCAUGACCUUGGAGGCUGAAAUAUCCGAACUGCAGAGAGAAAAUGCAAGGGUUGAAUCUCAAAUGAUCAGGCUGAAAUCAGAUAUUAAUGCCAUGGAAAGUCAGCUCAACCAUGGUGAAAAGGAAACCCAGGCGAUGGCCCAAAGGAACAACAACCUGAACGAAUACUACGAGAGUCUCAGGAACAACGUCAUCACCCUUCUCGAGCACGUUCGACUGCCUGGCGGAGGUCCAAACCCGGAGAAAAUCGGCCAGGAGAAUUUCGAUUCUUACCUUACCAAGUUGCAAACCUUGUGUACCCCCGAAUCCUACUGUAAUGAAGACAGUCGGCCCCUCUAUGAAACUGUUAAAUGUGCAUUACAAGAUUUCACAGUGUUACCUACGCCGAUUUAAGAUGUGUCCUUUUGAUUUUUUUUUCUUUUUUAAACAUUUCGUUGAGAUGUGGAAAUUGCUUCAAUGACAUCAGGUUCGGAGGUAAGUAUAUCGGAAACCCAGAAAUUCAACACAAAACCAAUAUUUAACAAAAUGAAUAAUUUGGUGGAUGCGCAAUAUUAAUGAUAAAUAUUAUCAAAAGCGCAUCCGCCAUGUACUGCAAUGUUUGGGCGCAUCCGCCAAAUAUCACAAACCUAAAAAUAUAACCUACCUGUUCAAAAUCAAGUUGAAAAUUUGAUGAAACGUAAGCUGAUAUUUCUUCUUCAUCACGUUGAUGAAAUUUAACAAUCCAUGAUCAUCAUUUUCUAAUUAAAUUCAUCACACUCAUAGGCUGAUGAGUUUUCACUACUUGUCGUUAGAUGUCGCUAAAUGCGAUUAACAAAAUCAGAAGAAUCGGCUUUUUUCCAUAGACCUAUAAUAACCAAAGAUUAAUCUUUGAUAAUAACAUUUUAGGUCUAUGCUUUUUUCACUGGAAUUUCCCAUUUUUUUCACUAAUAGUGGUUUAUAAUAGGUGCGAAAAAGUUUGAGCUAUAAUUUCUUGUCAAAAAUGGAUUUUUUUUUUUAAUUAUUUUUUCUCUAAAGCAUUUAUUUAAAAAAAAAUUACAGAGGAUCUAGGCUAUUUUUCGACAAAGAAUUAUGGCUUCUAUUUAUUCACACCUGAAUAGGUAUAUAUAAGAGCAUCCACCAAUUAUCAGGUACAAGAGAAAUUCUAAUUUCUCUUGUGCGAUUAUGUUAAUUUUGGUCCACAAAGAAAUAAAAGAUUUCAUUCAUGAAAUUUUCAAUGGAAGAUGAAAUCAGGGCAAAAAAUAUUUCCUUUCAUAUCUGAUUCUCAUUGAAGCAAAUUCUCCAAUAGCCUUUGUUUGAGCAUUAAGAGUAAUCUGCAAAUGAUGAUUCAAUAAAAGAUCUUAUGCAUUUGUAUUUACCCUAUAUGUGUUUCAGUUAAUUUCAACAUGAACGUUUGGGUUAUUAUCUGGAAGCAAUGUUCGAUGUUAGAUUAUACUAAUUGUUGCAAACGAAAAGUUUCAAAAACAAUUUAUUCGAAUAUUCAGUUAGCAUAUUCGUUAGAAUAACUCUUUGUACGUACUCAUAAAAUGUGAUCUUUUGUAAAUAGGUAUGUACUGAAAAAAGUGUAAAGAAAAAUACCAAUUCUGUUUUAGAAUAAUAUUGUAUAUUUAUAUUGUAAAUACUGUUUUUGUUCUGUUAUCAUUCAUGUGUAAGUAUUUGAAUUGUUUUUAUUCAAAACAUAUAAGAUGUCUCUUUGUUGAUCAAUUUGUACAGAAUAUGCUGAUUAACUCAUAUUAAAUUGUUUAAAUUAUUCGAUUAGUGCAAUACAGUCUGUUCAUUUUUAUCUGCGAUAAUUAUAUUUUGCUAGUAACAUCAUGAUUUCAACUAGCGUUUCUGUUUUUCCUCUCACAAUUUCAUGAUGGAAUGAACACAGUGUUUGAUGACUUCGUGAAAUCACUAGUAGUUUAAACCCUUGUGCAAUAUGACACGUCCGCCAAAAUUAGAUCUUAAUAUUUCGAAAUUUAUUGUUAUUAAAUUGAAAUUUAAGUCCCCAAACUGUGUGUUAUACUGAAUGAAACUAACAUUCGUGUAAAUAAUGAAUGAGACCCAUACAUCAUAAUUAUUUAAAAUCGUUUCCACCAAAAUAUAUGUUAUAUUAAUGUGUUAUUAUAAAUUCAUUUAAUAAAA
Molecule: messenger RNA, 5826 nt
Organism: Harmonia axyridis
Lineage: Eukaryota; Metazoa; Arthropoda; Insecta; Coleoptera; Coccinellidae
Product: myelin transcription factor 1
Exons: 14
Coding region: 190-4095 (1301 amino acids)
Biological process (GO): regulation of transcription by RNA polymerase II
Cellular component (GO): nucleus
Molecular function (GO): zinc ion binding; DNA-binding transcription factor activity, RNA polymerase II-specific; RNA polymerase II cis-regulatory region sequence-specific DNA binding
Source: RefSeq, a predicted model, not a curated record